GUUUAUCUCCUAGAAACCUCUGAUGGCAAAUACAUUUCACCAUUCCAUGAUAUUCCACUUAUAGCUGAGUCAGAGCAGAAUGAUGAUGUACCAGCAAAAAAACCUAAGAGUGAAAAUAAGGUGCUGUACAACAUGGUGGUUGAGGUCCCUCGGUGGUCAAACGCUAAAAUGGAAAUUGCAACAAAGGAGCCCCUGAAUCCCAUCAAACAAGACGUGAAGAAGGGAAAACUCAGAUACGUGGCCAACAUUUUUCCUCAUAAAGGAUACAUUUGGAACUAUGGGGCACUUCCACAGACCUGGGAGGAUCCCAACCACAAAGACAAAGAAACUGACUGCUGUGGUGACAAUGACCCCAUUGAUGUUUGUGACAUCGGCACCCAGGUUUGCUCCCCGGGUCAGGUGAUCCAAGUCAAGGUUCUGGGCAUCCUGGCAAUGAUUGAUGAGGGAGAGAUGGACUGGAAGGUCAUCGCCAUCAAUGCAAAUGACGAAGACGCAGAAAAGCUCAACUGUAUAGAAGAUGUUCGGAAGAGCCGACCAGGUCAUUUGGAGGCUACUGUCGAGUGGUUCAUGAAAUACAAGGUGCCCGAUGGAAAGCCAGAGAACCAGUUUGGAUUCAACGGGGAAUUCAAAGACAAGGAUUUUGCAGUUGAGAUCAUUAAGUCCACCCAUGAGCACUGGAGGGCACUUGUGCAGAAGCAAACAAAUGCUGGAGGGAUUGAGUGCAAAAACAUGUCCUGCUGUAACAGUCCUUUCCAGUUCAGCGCCGACGAGGCCAGAGCCGUCGUUCAGUCGGCUCCUGCUUUUGGUAGUGCACAUCCUGUGUCUGCAGAAGUGGACAAAUGGCAUUUCGUAUGAAGUUAUAGGGUUCCCUCGGAAACAUCAGAUCGUCUUUAACAUGAAUUGAAGUAUCAUGUAUCCUGCUGCUUUUUCUUGUAUGCAGGCAGAUUUAUUUUUUAUACGCACUUGCAGUGGCAUGUCAUAUAUAAACUGUAUGGGCCAACGAAGACAUGCAACACUUGUGUUUUUGGGUGAUGCUUUCCUUUUAAGCGAUACACUAAGUUGGUUGUGCACUGGGGUAUAUUUGUUGGCAAUACUUGGAGAAAAGUACGUACUCCCCUGAGAGCAGUGACCAGAAAUUGGAUUGAUUUUUCAGCGACAGACAUUUUGUAUACAGCAAGAAUAUGUUUCUAAUAUUGGAUAAAUAAUUAAAAAAAGGUUCUGAACUUGG
Poecilia latipinna (sailfin molly) is the source of this 1228-nucleotide messenger RNA. RefSeq names its product inorganic pyrophosphatase 2 (gene ppa2). Gene Ontology annotation, cellular component: cytoplasm. Gene Ontology annotation, biological process: phosphate-containing compound metabolic process. The annotation marks the transcript as partial. The transcript has 11 exons. Gene Ontology annotation, molecular function: inorganic diphosphate phosphatase activity; magnesium ion binding. NCBI's taxonomy places the organism in Eukaryota, Metazoa, Chordata, Actinopteri, Cyprinodontiformes, Poeciliidae. The record is from RefSeq and is a predicted model, not a curated record.